Messenger RNA from Gallus gallus (chicken), 475 nucleotides. It is a transcript of the gene C19orf70, whose product is annotated as chromosome 19 open reading frame 70. Gene Ontology annotation, cellular component: mitochondrial crista junction; MICOS complex. Bases 33 to 368 code for a protein of 111 amino acids. Lineage: Eukaryota; Metazoa; Chordata; Aves; Galliformes; Phasianidae. The transcript has 4 exons. The record is from RefSeq and is a predicted model, not a curated record. Gene Ontology annotation, biological process: cristae formation.
GGCGCGGGCCGAGCGCUGCCCUUGGUGCCGCCAUGGCCGCCCGCCUGCUGCCCGUGCUCAGGUUUGUCAUCAAAGGAAGCCUGGCCGGAGCUGCUGUGUACGUGGCCUACGAUCAGGGGCUGCUGGGCAGCGGUGCAGAAGGUGCUGAAGCCCUAAAAAAGGCUCAGGCGGCGCUGCCUCCUGCAGUCAAAGAGUGGACGAGUUACAUGGGCUGGGAGCUCCCGCCUGCUCCAAGCUUGGACUUUUCCCCCUCUGAUUCCUGGAACAAAGGAGUGCACACGGUGAUGUCUGCCCUGUCUGUGGCUCCCAGCAGGGCCUGCGAGUACACAUCAGAAGGCUGGAAGUACGUGAAGGACCUCGUCAAGUGAGCACGUCCUCUGGGUGCAGCUCUGCACUUCUGUCCGUCCUGUGCUGGUCCCGCUGGAGGGCAGCUCAGCCACACAAGGGCUACAAUAAAGGACUUUGGAAGUUCCCA